Messenger RNA from Daktulosphaira vitifoliae (grape phylloxera), 1301 nucleotides. Its product is annotated as T-box transcription factor T-like. Gene Ontology annotation, molecular function: RNA polymerase II cis-regulatory region sequence-specific DNA binding; DNA-binding transcription factor activity, RNA polymerase II-specific. Gene Ontology annotation, biological process: positive regulation of DNA-templated transcription; cell fate specification; mesoderm formation. NCBI's taxonomy places the organism in Eukaryota, Metazoa, Arthropoda, Insecta, Hemiptera, Phylloxeridae. Gene Ontology annotation, cellular component: nucleus. Bases 261 to 1133 code for a protein of 290 amino acids. The transcript is spliced from 5 exons. The record is from RefSeq and is a predicted model, not a curated record.
AUAAAGAAUAAGACUCCACCUACCUACUGACCACCGAGAAGUUCUUCAAUGUGGGACCGCCCGAAAAUUUCUAAAAUUUUACCUAUCCGGCAACCGUCACUGAUCACUCAGGUGUGAACGAAGCAACACCAAUGUGAGAAUAAAAAAUGUGCGUUCCUUGUUAAUUGUAUAAUUUCAUGCAUUGAGUGCCUUUAAGUACAUGUGGUGAUUUAAGAGUCAAAAAGAAAAAAUCAAUAUAAUAAUUAAACAACCCAAGUAACAUGACUUCAUCUGAACUACAAAACUUGACUUGGGUCAAAGGACAACCAGUACGGGCGAGACUACUUGAUGCGCAACUUUGGUCAGAAUUUUUAGCCAUCAACAAUGAAAUGAUUGUAACCAAAACCGGAAGGAGGAUGUUUCCUGUCAUAAAAGUGCAAGUGACUGGACUAAGUCCGUCAGAUAUGUAUACAAUAUUUCUAGAAUUUGUACAAGUAGUAGGCCAACGGUGGAAGUACAUUAAUAGUGAAUGGUCGCCGACUACUACUUCAGAUCCAGCUACUAAAAAUCCAUUUUAUAAACAUCCAGAAUCACCUAACUUUGGAAAACACUGGAUGGAACAGCCUAUUUCAUUUGCCAAAAUAAAGCUAACAAAUAGGCCAGACAAUCCUGGACAAACUCAUUUAAAUUCGUUACACCAAUAUGAGACUAAGCUUCAUAUUGUCAGAGUAGGAGAUCCAGAAGAUGUUCAAAUAUUUUCAAUGCCACAGACAAGAUUUAUGGCAGUCACUGCGUAUCAAAAUGAAGAGGUUACCAAACUAAAAAUAAAAUACAAUCCAUUUGCCAAGGCCUUCAAAGAUACAAAAAUAAAAACUGAAGAUAAAGAAAGAAAAAACCACUACGAAAUUUAUACACCUUCAACAAUUCCUUAUGCAGAAAACUCAUUUACUCAAGAAUAUACAGCUCCGCCAGAAGAAUGGCUGUAUCAAUACAGUAGUCAAAGAGAUAUGACUGGAAGAUGUCAGUGUACAUCUUGCUAUUUUUCAAAGCCCCAGGUUGGUCAUAAUAAAAUUAUAUCAGCCCACAAUACUGAACAGAUAGAUAACAGUUAUCAAACUUCAACUACUUAUAGCUGGACACAAUUAGGAAGCUAAAUCCUUAAUAGAUAUUUUUAAAUAUGAACUGAAUUGAUUUUUAAUCGUGUAAUAUAUUAUAAUUAAUUUUAUGUAAGUUGGGAUGUAAAUUAUAUUUAUUUUUGUUAAAAUAUGUAUGUGAAUAUUUCGGGACAAAUAAAUUAUAUAAGUUAUAUUUAAUAUAUUUCA